AUGAAUAUUUUUAAUAUAUUAUUCACUUUAUUUUUAAUAUAUUUUAUAUAUUCAUGUUACCAAAAAAUCAAAAAAAUUCAUCCUAAGCAAUUAUCUGGACCUUUUGCUUUGCCAAUUUUAGGGAAUUUACAUCAAUUAGGAAAAUUACCACAUCAUAUUUUAACAGAUUUUCAUAAGGUGUAUGGACCUAUCUAUCGUUUAUUCUUCGGUGAUAUUUAUACUGUUGUGGUUUCAGAUCCAUCAUUGAUAAAACAAAUCUGUAUCGAUAAUGCAGAUUUAAUUGGUAAUAAUAGACCAGUAACACCAAUUUUUAAACAUGUUCAAGGUGGUAGAGGUUUAUCGACAUCAAAUUUUGAACAAUGGCACAAAAAUAGAAAUAUUUUAAACAAUGCAAUGAAAAGGUCAUCAACCAAAAAGAUUUAUGAUCUUUUAGGCCAUCAAGCAAAUGAAUUGGUAAAAUCAAUGAAAAAAUUCUCUACCUCAGGUGAACCAUUUGAAAUUCAUUUAUAUGCACAUAGAUAUAGUUUGGCAACAAUGUUUAAAUAUCUAUUUGAUGAAAAUAUUGAUUACAAUGAAGAUAUCUCAAAAAGCAAGGUUGCAGAAUUCAAUACACUAUUUGUUAAUAUUAUUAAAGAUCUUUCAACUGGUAAUUUAGGUGACUUUAUUAAUAUUCUUUCACCAUUUUAUUAUUGGUAUUUAAGUUUAACUGAAAAAAAUGUAAACCUAAUUAAAGAUUUCCUAAGAACAAAGUAUGAUAACCAUUUAUCAACUAUUGAUUUCGAAAACCCAAGAGAUUUCUUAGAUAUUUUAAUCAAAGAAUAUGGAACAAAGAAAGACACUAAAGAAUCAAUUGUUUCUGUUUGUUUUGAUUUAUUUUUAGCUGGUAGUGAUACUGUUGCAAUAACUAUGGAAUGGUUCACCUUAAGAAUGUGCAAUAACAAAGAUAUUCAAGAAAAAGCUUAUAAUGAAUUAAAAAAUGUUGCUGGAGAUAGAAACUACUUAAAACUAUCUGAUCGUGCAUCAACACCAUUUUUUAAUGCAGUUAUUAAAGAAACAUUAAGAUCAAGUCCUGGUAAAUAUUGUUUUGAUUUAUAUUGUUUUAUUAAUUAUUAUUAA
Molecule: messenger RNA, 1116 nt
Organism: Dictyostelium purpureum
Lineage: Eukaryota; Evosea; Eumycetozoa; Dictyosteliales; Dictyosteliaceae
Exons: 5
Coding region: 1-1116 (371 amino acids)
Molecular function (GO): iron ion binding; heme binding; monooxygenase activity
Source: RefSeq, a predicted model, not a curated record